Messenger RNA from Dentiscutata heterogama, 262 nucleotides. The record is from the annotation of a GenBank genome assembly. NCBI's taxonomy places the organism in Eukaryota, Fungi, Glomeromycota, Glomeromycetes, Diversisporales, Gigasporaceae.
UGAUAUGGUUCAAAGGCUUGGAAGCAUAUACGAAUCUUAUGUUUCAAAAGUCACAAAUAUUGAUAAUAUAUAUUUAAUAGCGGCUUCCUUGAAAGAUCGAAAACCACAAUGUAUUGUUGCAACUGCAUCGACUACAACAAAAGAUAAUGAGGUUAAACAUGUAGUUAAGGAAUGUACUAACUCUUCGGUAGUUAAAUUUACAAGACCAAAAGUCUUUUAUGAAUAUUUUUGUUCUAAAGGUGCCAUCGAUAUUAAUAAUCAG